This is a messenger RNA of Equus caballus (horse), 3281 nucleotides long. RefSeq names its product gamma-glutamyltransferase 5 (gene GGT5). Gene Ontology annotation, cellular component: plasma membrane. The record is from RefSeq and is a predicted model, not a curated record. Gene Ontology annotation, molecular function: glutathione gamma-glutamate hydrolase; leukotriene-C(4) hydrolase activity. NCBI's taxonomy places the organism in Eukaryota, Metazoa, Chordata, Mammalia, Perissodactyla, Equidae. Gene Ontology annotation, biological process: inflammatory response; leukotriene D4 biosynthetic process; glutathione catabolic process.
CCGCCUCAAUGGGCAGUUGUGGGAACUGGCCUACGGCAGAGCCCCCCCAGCAGCCUCUCCAGUGCAGGCUGACCGGGGGCUCUGGACUGGGGGCCUGGCAGGCUGUGUGGCUGUGCAGGCACAAUCCUCUGUGCCUCAGUUUCUCUGCUGUACCAGGAGGUGUAAAGAGACCUGGGGAGGGUAAUGCUUAACUGGAAAGGGCAUGGGGAGAGCUUGGGGGGCAGUGGGGGACUGUGUAGGUAGGAUGUCAGCCUGCAGUGGGCCCCCAUUCCCCCAGCUGCCUCCCAGCUGGGCACCCUGAGGCCUGAGCAGGGCAGGGCCCAGGCCAGUGUCCCCAGGAGAGGAGGCACUGCCAUAACAGGAGUAGCACAGAUGGAUGCCGGAAAGCAGAAACACAGCAAGGGAGGGGCAGAGAUGCAGACAGAAGGGCAGCCUCACUCCCUGGAGGCCCACAAUGGCAUUUCAGGACAGCAGGCCCUGGAGGUGGCCGAUCCGGGGGGCACUGGCUGCCAAGGGCUGGACGCAUGCCCUGUCCGCACUCCCCACACAAAGAGUCUUACAGUGCCCACGUCAGGUGCUCUUGAGUCAGCCUGCUCCUUGAGCAGACCGGGAAGCCCCCAUGUCACCUCCCCUGCCCCCAGGCCAGGCUGCGGCUGAGCUGGGACUUGAACCCAGGUUCUGAGUGACAGCAACUUGGGUCCCCCCUCCCUCUGUCUCUGGCCCGUUUAGCCCCACACCCCCCCGGUAUCCUCUGGCUCUGAGGAUGCUGGGAUGAGCUGCUGCUAGGCAGGGGCACGCCAAGUGGGGACUAGGGGCCCCGUCCUGGGACCAUUGUCCUUCUGAGCUCCAGGGGAGGGGCCAGGCUACCUCAGCUUUGCCGGGAACCGGGGAGUGGCCCUGGGGGCCAUGGAGCCCUGCACUCCCGCUCCUCUGGGGCAGCAGACGCCAAGUCCUCAGGCUCGUGGGGACGGGGUAGCCCAGGGCGCCUGUGGCCGGGUGGGCGGGCCAGCAGGCAGGAGGGGCGUUUGCACCAUCUUGGCUUGCCGUGGGAACAGUAGUGAGGGAGUUAAAGGCAGGCGGCUGCUUGUUCCUCUCUCCUGUCUGGAAGGAAAACUCCCCUAAACGCCGUGCUGCCUGGCCUCCCGGCAGGGCCGAGAACAAGGGCUGAAGGCUGGAAGCUGGGGCGCGUGACCAGCCUUGCCUCUGUAGCAGCACUCCAGGAGUGCCGCCGCCGUGCCCGCCGUCCCCACGCCCACCGUCCGCCUGGCUGCCCGCUGGUCCUCUGGCGCAGAGCCAUGGCCCAGGGUCGCAGGGCUACGGUAGGCAUGGUCUUGCUGGGGCUGGGGCUGGCCCUGGCCAUCAUCGUGCCCGCUGUGGUCCUCUCUCGCCACCUCGCCCACUGCGGCCCCCAGGCCUUUGACCACGCUGCGGUCGCCGCUGACUCCAAGGUCUGCUCGGACAUUGGACGCGCCAUCCUCCAGCAGAACGGCUCAGCCAUGGAUGCCACCAUCGCAGCUCUGGUCUGCACAGGUGUCGUCAACCCCCAGAGCAUGGGCCUGGGUGGAGGGGUCAUCUUCACCAUCUACAAUGCGACCACAGGGAAGGUGGAGGUCAUCAAUGCCAGGGAGACAGUGCCUGCCAGACACGUCCCGGAUCUGCUGGACCAGUGUGAGCAGGCCCAGCCACUGGGCACAGGGGCUCAGUGGAUCGGGGUGCCUGGGGAGCUCCGUGGCUACGCCGAGGCCCACCGCCGCCACGGCCGCCUGGCCUGGGCGCAGCUGUUCCAGCCCACCAUCGCGCUGCUCCGAGGGGGCUACCGCCUCCCCCCCGUCCUCGGUCAGUUCCUCAACCACAGCCUCCUGCGGCCUUCCUUGAAUGCCUCGUCCCUGAGGCAGCUCUUCUUCAACGGGACAGAGCCGCUGAGGCCUCAGGACCCAUUCCCGUGGCCCACGCUGGCUGCCACCCUGGAGACUGUGGCCACGGAGGGCGCAGAGGUCUUCUACACGGGGAGGCUGGGCCAGACGCUGCUGGAGGACAUUGCCAAGGAAGGCAGCUGGCUGACCCUGCAGGACCUGGCGUCGUUCCGGCCGGAGGUGGUGGACGCCCUGGCGGUGCCCCUGGGAGACUACACCCUGUACUCACCACCACCGCCUGCAGGGGGCGCCAUUCUCAGCUUCAUCCUCAAUGUGCUCAAAGGGUUCAACUUCUCGGCAGAGUCAGUGGCCCGGCCCGAGGGGAGCGUGAACUUGUACCAUCACCUCGUGGAGACCCUCAAGUUUGCCGGGGGGCAGAGGUGGCGGCUGUGGGACCCUCGAAGCCACCCGGAGCUCCAGAAUGCCUCCCAGGUCCUGCUGGGGGAGGCUCUGGCAAAGCACGUCCGCCAGCAGAUCGACGCCCGGGGCGACCACCAGCUCAGCCACUACAGCCUGGCCGGGGCCUUGGGCUACAGGAUGGGCACAGCCCACGUGUCUGUGCUGGCAGAGGAUGGUAGUGCUGUGGCCGCCACCAGCACCAUCAACACGCCCUUCGGAGCGAUGGUAUACUCACCACGCACAGGGAUUCUCCUUAACAAUGAGCUCCUGGACCUUUGCUGGAGGCGCCUGACAGGCUCCAGUAUCACCCCCCGACCUGUUGCAGGUGAGAGGCCCCCAUCAUCCAUGGUACCCUCCAUCUUGGUCAACGCAGCUCAGGGGUCAAAGCUGGUGAUUGGUGGGGCUGGGGGGGAGCUCAUCAUCUCUGCUGUGGUCCAGGCCAUCGUGAACAAGCUGUGGCUUGGCUUUGACCUGGAAGCAGCCAUCGCAGCCCCGAUCCUGCACGUCGACAGCCAGGGCCAGGUGGACUACGAGCCCAGUUUCAGCCAGGAGGUGCGGAAGGGGCUUCAGGACCGGGGCCAGAGCCAGAGCAGGAGGCCCUUUUUCCUGAACGUGGUCCAGGCUGUGUCCCAGGACGGCGCCUGUGUGUAUGCCGCGUCGGACCCGAGGAAGGGGGGGAAGGCCUCGGGCUACUGACGAGGCUGCUCCUGAGAGCCAGGGUCCGGGUGCCAUCGGUGUCCAGGCUGGCCUUGGCCAUGAGACCGAGAGCUCCAGUGGGAUCUGGACUGAGGGAUCAGCCUGGGGCUGCAAGGGGUGGGGACAGCAUGGCAGAUGGAGGACCAUAGGGGCUCACGCCCUGCCUGCCCUGCGCUGGCCCCUCCAGCCUUCCCCAGGCCUCUCACCCAGGACUGUGGCCCACCCCCAUCUGUAUAUCUUGCAGUCCAAGAUUAAAGAGGAGGCCGGACAUGA